UUUGUCUACUUUCGUUUCGUAUUCCAGGUAGGAGUAUCGCCAUUAUGUUCACAGGUUAAGAGACAGGCGUACAGUUACUUAACUGUGGUUCCUACGAUGGAAGAGGAUAAUCAGCUUCUAGGUUUAGAACUGUCAGACAGCGGACUUGAUGAACUAGAGGAGCUGUAUUUGACAUGUUCCCGAUGUCGUGGGGACUUUAUGGACGGGGAUAUGCUGCUUGCCCACCUUCUACCUUGUCUCCAUACCAUCUGUAGCAGGUGCUUGGAUGAUUUACCUCAGGAGCAGGCCAAGCAGAUAGAGUGUGACGUAUGUAAGGAAAAAAUUGACGUCAAGACAGAUGAUGACGUCAAGAAAUCAUUUCCGCUAGACAAUACACGUCGUGAUCUGAAGGACUUUCUAUGCAUGAAGAAGGGUGCCGAUUGCAUCUCUUGUAAUGAUGAUAUCAACAUAGCUUCCACAAGAUGUGUUUCUUGCGCUGAAUUUCUGUGUGAUGCAUGUACCGUUGCGCACAGAAGAACGACCAUGACUCGAAACCAUGAACUCAAAGAUAUCUCUCAACUCAGAAAUACAAAUGAAUUGGAUGCUUUUCACAGACCACUGAAAUGUCCUUUGCAUGGUGAUCGUGGUGAAGAAACUAAUCUUACUGUCUACUGCGACAAAGAGACCUGCCAGAAACCAAUAUGUCUUGUUUGUGCACUCAUCACUUGCAAACCAUCAAAAGGUCACACGCAUCUCGAUUUAAAAGAAACAACUGCUGCAAAGAAAUUUGACAUGGAAGAAAGCAUGAGGCAACUCCAAAACACUCAACAAGAAAUUCAACCAGUAAAAACACUCGUGAAAAAUGAGAUUGAGGACAUUAAUGAACUAGAGGGUACAAUACAGGAUGACAUCGAUUUUACUAUUGACCAGAUGAUCAACAUUUUAGAACAGAAACGUUUGGAACUGAAGUGUGACCUGAGGAAAAGGAUGGAAGACAAACGGAAGACACUUGAAGAUCAGGACAUAUUUCUGUCUGAAAAAGAAGAGAACAUUUCCCAUGCCCUUAAAUUUGCAGAACAAGCCCUUCGUUCAACAAACGAUGCAGCAUUUUCACAAAUAGACAAGAUAGUCAUGAAUCGCCUAUAUCAGUUGCAACAUGACCCUUUUGACAGGGUACCCCAUGAACGCGCAUUUGUUACUCUCGAAAAGUCUAAAGCCAUGUCGGAAUUACAGCAGAUGCUCACCGAAAACUUAACGAUUUGGUCCUCCUCUAUUUUCUCGCCUUACACGACGAUUGAACUUUCAGGAGAGGCCAGGGAAAACAGUCUGACGCGGUUAUCGGUUCACCUCAGAGACUACCGGAACCAAUCAGUGAACAGCAGUGAUAAUGAGAAUCUGAGGAUAUGUGUUGCAGAUCCUUCAGGAAGGAAAAUCACACUCACACCGAAACAGGAAAGUAAGUCUGCUGCUGGUGUUCUGGUUGUUUCCUAUGUACCGUUCACUUCCGGUAAAUUCGAACUGUCCGUAGAAGUGAUGGGGAAAGACGUGAGUCGUUUGGUUUUUGACGUGGAUCCAGACGACUCUCAUUCACGGCGGCUUUGCGAAGCUGGUUUGAAUUCCAUCAUGAACAGAGAUGCAUGCAGACCAAAUUUCACCUUUGACAAGGGCAGGGCACAUCCGGAUGUUAUGGUUUCAGAUGAAGGAAAGACAUUCCAGAAUAUUUCAUCAAAUUUUGCAAAAGAACCCAUGUCCAAUACACGAUUCAAACGUUAUAAGGGUACUUGCGGAUCGAUGUCAUUUAAGAAGAAUGACAUUUAUUUCUAUGAGAUCGAUGUUCGGUUUUGGCUGAGAAAAGUGCUAAACCAUACAGAUCUUGCAUUUGAAAUUGGCCUCGCUUUGGAAUCAUCGAUUGACAACAAACAUCACGUGGAAGGUCAGCCUUCUUGUUGGUCUCUGAUUGGCUCCCAUAACCCGGAUGGUGACGCAAUCUGCAUCACAGUUGCGCACAGGGGUCGUUCUGUACUUCACCAGAAGAUUUCAGACAACGCUGUUGAUACCGUUUUUCAGAAGACAUAUGGGUUUUUAGUUGACAUGAGAAAGGGUCUUUGGCAAAUUUUUGACAACAACCAGUUGUUAUGUACCGUCGAUAUAGACACCGAAAAUGCAUUAUUCCCGGUCGUUGCAGGCUAUAACCACUCUCGAGUAGCACUGAAUAUGACGCUGAAGUACUGAUUAAAUUCCCGGAUUUUUAAUGAAAAAUAAGACUUUAUGUAAGGGAUGCAAAACGAAGAUAUCUGGUAUAACGGGUAAGGGACGGGUACGAGCUGCACCAAGUGUGAGUUAUACCUAUAUAUCUGAAAUAAUGCAUCUUGCUUAAAAUUUCUUUAGGAGGAGUGAACCGUUUUUAUUUUGUUAAAUUGAAUCAUAUUCCAUUUCUUGCUAUGGCAACUGUACACAUGCCUUAAUAAUAUGCACAUUGUUUUAAGUUGCUGUUUUGUUUGUUUGUUGUUGUUUACAAUGAUAUUUCACAACAUGAUUUUGUUAUUUUAUUAAUUACCGUGUAUACAAUGUAUGAAGGGAGAAUGUAUUGCAUUUUCCUUGAUGAUCAAUUCUUUGUCCUUUUACUAAAUAUUAUUUAAAUUAAUAUCCAACUUGAAAAAUAUUAUGCUGAACAUUUCAAAGAUAUAUGCAUUACGUGUAUUCUUGUCUUUUAAAAUAUUUAAUUUGUUUAACAAUCAUUAGACAAUCAUUUAAUCCAUUUAAUUUGCUUCCAGAAUUGAUUGUCGUGAAAUUUUUACUCUACUUGUAAUUUCAAAACAUUAAUCAACAUAGUCAUUACCAAAUUAAGUGUGUGCAUUUCUGAUAGCGCUUUAAUAUGUUUAUGUAAUUUCUAUUUUAUUAAUUGAAAUCAUUUGAAAUGUACUCAAUACUUGUUUUAGUUUCACAUUAUGCAUUUCAAAUAUCAGGUCACCCGAUUAAAAGAUGCUGAAAUAAUGUCUGGAACAAAACUUUCUAAGAUUGCAGAAACCGAGAGAUCUGAAUCUCUGCCAAUCUUUAAACGAAAUGUAGAAAAGUAUAUCUUCAACAGCAGAAAUUUAUUACUGUGAAUAAUGUAUAUCUUUUGCACUUGUAUAUAAUUAUACAAUGUUAAAUCUUACUCAUGUGACAUUAUAUUACUUUUUAUGUCAUAUGAAUAUAUUUGUUUAUUAUUAGAAUUUUAUUAUGAUU
This is a messenger RNA of Saccostrea cuccullata (small rock oyster), 3207 nucleotides long. RefSeq names its product E3 ubiquitin-protein ligase TRIM45-like. NCBI's taxonomy places the organism in Eukaryota, Metazoa, Mollusca, Bivalvia, Ostreida, Ostreidae. The transcript has 5 exons. The coding region runs from base 97 to 2211 and encodes 704 amino acids. The record is from RefSeq and is a predicted model, not a curated record. Gene Ontology annotation, molecular function: zinc ion binding.